Molecule: messenger RNA, 2352 nt
Organism: Camelina sativa (false flax)
Lineage: Eukaryota; Viridiplantae; Streptophyta; Magnoliopsida; Brassicales; Brassicaceae
Product: separase
Biological process (GO): proteolysis; meiotic chromosome separation
Cellular component (GO): mitotic spindle; cytoplasm; nucleus
Molecular function (GO): cysteine-type endopeptidase activity
Source: RefSeq, a predicted model, not a curated record
AAAAAAAAAAGAAGGAUCAAGGAUGGAUUCGGACACUGUCACUGAGGUUCGCAUAUUAUCUCUAAUCGAGUCCUCCUCCGACGCCGGAGAAGUUUUAUCUUCCCUCUCAGCAUACCUCCGACCAAUCUCAGGCCUAUUGACAUACCGGGAGGAGCACAAAACCCUAGCCGCUCGAUCCUUGGCGAAGCGGUUCGUCCCUUUCCUCAUCAAAACCGUCUCUUUCCUGCAUAAGCGCCUCUCAGUCACUGGCCCUGCCAACGAAUCCCUAGGGGAUUUGUUCCGCGCCUAUGACUACUGUUUGGAAUGCUGCGAACUUCUCUCCCACGAUCCUCACGCCGUCCAGCUUCACAGAAUCGGGCUGAUUCAGUGUUACCAGGCCUGGGGUUGGUUCACUCACGCUUACAACGAUGCUUUUAGAGUCCUCGAGCAGGUUAUAGGACCCAAGACCAGAUGGGUACAGUUUUUGCCAAAUCCUCCCGAGUUUGGAGGAGAUAAGCUAGCAAAAGUCGUCUUCAUGGUUGUGGAAUCCAUCUUCAGGUCUGUUGCAAUGUCUCGGGAUAUGGAGCGUCGCCACUACACGAGGGUCUUUGAGAUUCUAGAUAGGGAGAUAAAACCCUGGCUCAGGUAUUUGGAUGCCAAUGCACAGGACAAGUUUCUCACGCAGGUCUUGUCAGAUAUGGGAAAGUGUGCUCUCUCCAUAAUUAGAGAAGCAGAGCGUUUCAAUGAUAUUUAUGUGCAUUCUUUCUGCAUCUCUGCACUGAAGAAAUAUUCUGUAUUCCCGUUGCCAAAAUGUCAUUUUUAUAAGUUUUCCCUGCAGGUGCUUUCUUUACUGUUUCUGUCCAAGGAGACAAAAACAUUACCAACCGUUAAAAUUGGGAUGUCUGUGUUGAGAACUGUGGCAUCUCAAUUCCAGGUUGAACCUAAAGCAAAUUGGUUGGAGCUUCUUGACGUAGUCUCCUCUUGUGUUCAUAAGUCUCAGUUAGCAGGAGACUUAUGGUGUGCAGGAGUUUCAAAACAGUUGAAUGAGAUAGCAGCUGUUAUCUCUGUGGCUAUGCCACAAGAAAAUGUGAUCCUAAGACUUUAUUCAGCUGGACUGUCCGUCAGUGCAUUUGAUGUUAAGUUGAGAGAAAAUGGUGAAGAGCCCAUGGAAAUUAGUUCAGGACUUAGAGCUUUACUUGGUAACGAUGAUAUAUGGAAAAGCGUAGGUUCUUUAUUUCGUAUGAUUGACCAUUACCCUGGUGAUGAUAACACCACAUCGAGUAAUGGAAAGAAGAAAACUAAUGUUAGGGGUAAACAACAAAAAUGCACGAUGGAAUACACGCUACCUUACCUUGAUGCUCUGAAAUCUUUGUGCCAGCCGCUUGCCAGCUUAAUAAAUUCUGAGAACAUGAAAAAGAUGGUCCUGGAAAUAGAAUUUGCUUCUGGUCAGCUAUCUGUUAUACAGGAUCUGUUUCUCCAAUUUUCCAAUUGUUUACGCUUCCUUAAGAGACGGACCCUUGACAAGGAAUGUCUUGGGACUGACUUUGACAAGACUCUGCUAAACGUGGCUAUAGCUGCUUUUAUUAUUUCGACGAGAUCCCAACGUAAAGUAGAGGUCACUAACAGACUAGUUGAGGAUGUAAUUGCUAGUCCGGGGAUUUCACCUCCCGAGCUCAAAUAUCUACUUGCUUCAUUUCACGAUAUUGGUUUAGAGUUGUACAAUAUUAAUCAUCUAAAAGAGGCUUCUACGGCGUUCAAAUUAUGUAUCAAAACAGUGUGGACUUGUGUUAGACUCCUCUUUCAUAUAUAUGUAAAUGAGUCUGACGACCUAUCUGAGGGUUCUCUGCCCGGAGAAGCAGUCAUAGAUUUUGUGAGUGACGCAUGUAGCAAAUCUGAAUUUUAUCUGGAUGUUCUCCAGCAGCAACAUGGUACAGGAGAAAUCGAGAAUUUGCUUGUGUUUGUUUUAGAAAAUUGGUCUGCAGCUGAAGACAUCUUCAAAAAGUUGCCAGACCCUACGCCCAUAAUCAAACAAUGGGUUAAGAUACAACACAGACAUAAAUUUCAUAAGAGAGAGAGAGUUGGAACGUUCAUGGCUGAUACUUGCGAUGGCGAUGCUUGCACUAUGCAGUUCUUGAUAACUGCUAUCAAAAAGAAGAAGCAAAAGACUUGUAGCAAAAUAUAUACUCAUGAAGCUUAAUCGAAUCUAUUCUUCCAGAAAUUUUUGAUGUUUUCUUUGUAAUAGAUAUCAUAUCAUAGGAGGCUCGGUUGUUUAAGUUAUGAGAAUGAAACCUAGGGAAACAUUUGUAGAUCCAACAAUUUUAUUCAUUAGCUCACAAAGAAUUCGAUAGUUACUAGUUUGAAUCUUUGUUAUUA